CGAGAAGUUCAGCCCCGCGGGGCCCGUGCUGUCCAUCCGCGUGUGUCGCGAUAUGAUCACCCGCCGCUCCCUCGGUUACGCCUACGUCAACUUCCAGCAGCCCGCUGACGGUCUUUAUUACCUAGUGACACAAGCGAGAGCACAGAGGUCUGCAGAGCAGCUGAUAAAACUCCUUGUGCUGAGCUUCUGCGAGUGACUCCUGGUGCGUGGUAUGUCUGUGCUGCUCAGCCACACGGCCAUCUCCAGCACUGUGUUAGCCCUGUGUCAGGGAGCCUAGCCUGCAGGUGAGAAUCAUUACUUUGAGGCCUAAGGCAAGCUUCAAGGAAUGCUCAUAUAUUGGUUUUCCCUGUCCAAAAGGCACUUGAAGAAGAAUGGAGAAAGCCUGGAAGAGACUCAGUGUGUGUGCAGUGUUGGGUUUGAGUUGCAGUCCAGCCUGCUGGGAGGAUGACAGGAACCAGUGGGAGAGAAACAGAUACAGGAGCUGAAAUGGCUGAAGCUGAACGUGCUCUAGACACCAUGAACUUCGAUGUGAUCAAAGGGAAGCCCAUUCGCAUUAUGUGGUCUCAGAGGGACCCCUCGUUGAGGAAGUCAGGGGUUGGGAACGUCUUCAUUAAGAACCUGGACAAAUCCAUUGAUAACAAGGCACUUUAUGACACGUUCUCAGCGUUUGGGAAUAUUUUGUCCUGCAAGGUGGUGUGUGAUGAGAAUGGCUCUAAGGGCUACGCAUUUGUGCACUUUGAGACCCAGGAUGCUGCAGAUAGAGCCAUCGAGAAGAUGAACGGCAUGCUGCUAAACGACCGCAAAGUAUUUGUUGGGAGAUUCAAGUCUCGUAAAGAGCGGGAGGCUGAGCUGGGAGCCAAGGCAAAGGAAUUCACCAACGUUUAUAUUAAGAACUUUGGGGAUGACAUGGAUGAUGAAAGACUAAAGGAACUCUUCAGUAAAUAUGGUAAGACUCUGAGUGUUAAAGUGAUGACAGACCCCACUGGAAAAUCCAAAGGCUUUGGCUUUGUAAGCUUUGAAAAGCAUGAAGAUGCUAACAAGGCAGUGGAAGAAAUGAAUGGGAAGGAUAUCAAUGGGAAAAUGGUGUUUGUAGGCCGAGCACAGAAGAAGGUGGAGCGCCAGGCAGAGCUGAAAAGGAGAUUUGAACAGCUAAAACAAGAGAGAAUCAGCCGGUACCAGGGAGUUAACCUAUACAUUAAAAACCUAGAUGACACUAUAGAUGAUGAAAAACUGAGGAAGGAAUUCUCACCUUUUGGGUCAAUAACAAGUGCAAAGGUGAUGCUGGAAGAUGGACGGAGCAAAGGAUUUGGCUUUGUCUGCUUUUCCUCUCCAGAGGAAGCUACGAAAGCUGUGACAGAGAUGAAUGGUCGAAUAGUGGGCUCAAAGCCACUCUAUGUUGCACUUGCACAAAGGAAAGAAGAGCGGAAGGCUCAUCUAACUAAUCAGUACAUGCAGCGCAUUGCUGGCAUGAGAGCCUUGCCAGCCAACACAAUCAUUAAUCAGUUCCAGCCUGCUGCUGGCGGUUAUUUCAUGCCUGCUGUGCCCCAGGCUCAGAGCAGACCCACUUACUAUGCACCCAAUCAGAUGGCACAGAUGAGACCCAACCCGCGCUGGCAGCAAGGAGGAAGACCUCAAGGCUUCCAGGGAAUGCCAAGCGCCAUGCGCCAGUCUGGGCCACGGCCAGCCCUGCGCCACCUGGCCCCUGCUGGCACUGCUCCUGUCUCUCGUGGCCUCCCUGUUUCUGCCCAGCGAGUCGGUGUUACCACUGCAGGACAGAACUUGGCUCCUCGUCCACCUGUAGCUGCUCCUGCUCCCAGAGCAGUUCCCCCUUAUAAAUAUGCCUCAAGUGUCCGCAGCCCACAUCCACCUGUACAACCUUUGCAGGCACCUCAGCCUGCAGUACACGUGCAGGGACAGGAGCCACUAACAGCCUCCAUGCUGGCUGCUGCCCCUCCCCAGGAGCAGAAACAGAUGCUGGGAGAACGUUUGUUCCCUCUUAUUCAAGCUAUGCAUCCCAGCCUCGCAGGGAAGAUCACAGGGAUGUUGCUGGAGAUUGACAACUCAGAGCUGUUGCACAUGCUGGAGUCUCCAGAGUCCCUCCGGUCAAAGGUGGAGGAGGCUGUCGCAGUGUUGCAGGCUCACCAAGCCAAGAAAGAAGCUGCCCAGAAGGUGGGUGUGGUUGCUGCUACCUCUUAAGCCAGGAAGACUGGUGAGUGUCUCAGUCCUCGGCUUUGAUUAAAAGCUUCCAGGAUUGGUAAAUAAAGCAAGGCAGUCACUGAGUGUUCUUGGUCUGGGAGGCUUAUGUUGGUUUGGGAGCGGCGCCUGUCUGAUUUUAGCCAGUUCUUCAAAAAUCUGUUUAAUUAAGCAUUGGAAAGAUGAUGCGUGAAUUGCUGAAGUGUUCCUGCUGGGAGGUCAUGGAAGUACAGCAGAUUGAGAUGAGUCGUGUGCCAGUGCUGAUCUAGGAGAUAAAAUGACGUGCAAGAUGUUCUGGAGACUUCAGGGUGAAGUGCUGUGCUGGUGCCAUUGCUCGUCCUGCAGUCAUCUGCCUGCAGCGUGCAUCAGAGGCUGCUGCCAGCAGAGCCAUUCCUGGUGCAGCUCUGCCCAAACAAAUGCUGUCUCCUGUGUCCAGCUCCAGACGCCUAGAGAAGGCUUUUAUUUCCCAGUACCAGGCAGGUAACGUCUUCCUCCUUUUCCUGCAGGAUGCAAAGAAGCCAAAUAGCCCCUGCCAGGUGUCAGCUCUGCAGAUUCUGCACUGUGCUGCAGGACUCAGGGCCGUGCGCCACGUCGCGUAGUUACCCUGCAUUUUAUAAACCAAUCCUUAAACUCUUACCAAGCCGACUCUGCGCAGCUCUAGAUUUCCAAAACCAGAAUUGAGUUCGCAAGCUUUUCCCUUGUGUCACAGCAGGGUUACCGCUUGUCUUUUCGAAGCGCAACAUCGAGGAUUUCCAGUUAAAGCAUUUUGUGGUUUUGAUUUUAACUCGAAGUCCAGUGUGGAAAGUUCUGAAAGUCUUUUGUCAAUAAAGGAAUAAAAUCUU
This is a messenger RNA of Lagopus muta (rock ptarmigan), 3035 nucleotides long. RefSeq names its product poly(A) binding protein cytoplasmic 4 (gene PABPC4). Gene Ontology annotation, molecular function: poly(U) RNA binding; poly(A) binding; mRNA 3'-UTR binding. Lineage: Eukaryota; Metazoa; Chordata; Aves; Galliformes; Phasianidae. The record is from RefSeq and is a predicted model, not a curated record. The transcript is spliced from 15 exons. The coding region runs from base 445 to 2196 and encodes 583 amino acids. Gene Ontology annotation, cellular component: ribonucleoprotein complex; cytoplasmic stress granule; nucleus.